Messenger RNA from Spirodela intermedia, 18096 nucleotides. The record is from the annotation of a GenBank genome assembly. NCBI's taxonomy places the organism in Eukaryota, Viridiplantae, Streptophyta, Magnoliopsida, Alismatales, Araceae.
AUGGAGAACCAAUUGCCCAUUCGCUGCAGCGAAAAUGAGGCGGUGGGUCUAUACCUAUGGACGAGGAGGAAGGAGAUGGCGGAGCAUCCCACCGCAAUAUCGGAGAAACUCGAUACAACGCUUGCAGUUGCCUACCGUAACAUCUGUGAGGCCAAGACCCCGAUCAAGACUCUCAAGGACCUCUCCCGGAUCAAGUAAUGGUGUUGGGACAUGGAAUCGUUCCUCACUUUCGUCCUUUUUUUAAAAAUAUUUUUCCCUAUGUUCGCGUCUGGAAAUAGGUAUACCUUCCGUGCACUUUUUGUUAUCAGGGGUGUUGGAAAAUGGAUCCUUCGUCUCAUGAAAGGGGCUUUCCAAGAUGAUCAAGAGGUGCCGCAGUUUCAAAAGGCUGCCGAAAAUGGUAAAUUGUUUUAUUUUGCUUUUGGUUUCGAAGCGUGUUACUUCCCAGCUCCUUUUUUUUAAAAAAAUUUAAGCCACAGGAUCUAAGAGUCAAAAUGGAAUUCUGUCAUGUAAUCAACACGUCCGGUUUAAAUUAUUUCCUCUAUGCAAUUUUUUGGUAGGAAAGAAACAUGGAGCGCCCAAGCGAUAUUUACCCCAAAAGAAUUCUGUCGCAUAUGCUUUAUUGAUAACCCUCUACAGGUAAAUUGACGCUUUAGUGUUAUAAUUCCUAUCCUGUUUGUGUAUGCAUAUUAUUUUCAGUUUAAAUUGGUAUUCCUUUUCAGGGGCAUCACUAAGGGUAAUGAAUUCAUGAGGAAACAAGAGCUCAUUGAUGAGGCGGAAGCAAGUGGUCUUUCACGAACUUCAAUAGGGUGAACAAUCGAGUUUUUUAUAAUUAUAGUUACUAUCAUGGCCUUUUUGCACGGAUAAUUCUUUUGGGGAUGGAGCCCUGGCUUAAAUAGCAGUUCAACUCUGACCAGGCGAGAUAAUGGAAAAGGGAAACACAGGCAGUAUGGAAGUUCUGCAAAGGAAUGGUACACAGGCUGGAGCUGCAUGAAGACACUGGUAAACCGAGGUUUAGUUGUGAAGUCUAGCUGCCCAGCUAAGUAUUUCCUCAUCUCCUUGCCAUUUUAGACAUGCAUGACAUUGUAUAUGAAUGAGCCAUCACACCAUUAAUUCUGGUCGUUGUUACUUGUGGGAAUUUGUUGCUAUUUACUUGUUUAUCAAACAUUAAAAGAAAGCGAAAUGCCAAGGCCGUGAUCCUUUUAUUGUAAGGAAAUGACAGCAUGGGGAAUUAUUGUGAAGGAUGAGAGAAUGCGUCUGAGUGUCAAGGGAGCCAUACUAUAUUCUGAUGCGGAAAAUAGGAAACUAAAUAGUUGUUACCUGACUUAGAUAGGUGCGAAUAAUAUGUUCCAUAAAUACGUGAAAGGAUUUCAGACAAGCCAACUCGGAGUAUUUGACUCACUAAUGUUCUCUGAAAGGCCGCAACUUGCCAACAAAUGGCUCUACAACACUCACUCAAUGUCAUGUUUCUAGCUGUAAUCAUCUUUAUGGACCUCUGGCCUUUUUUGUAUUCAAGGCAAUGGGCGCAACCACAUUUCUUCAUUCAAUUUGUUUGAGAUAAUAACAUUCCUCAUUUCUUUUAAAUAUUAGUCAUCGUAAAUAAUGACUAGUCUUAAUCAUCUCUAAUCAUCAUAGUGUUACUUCACCCAUUAUUAUCAAUAGCACAUGAUGCGACCAUAAUAUGAAAUUAAAGCAUGAAACGUGAAACGUGAUGUAUACAAUCAUAAAUCAUCUUAUGUUUUCAUGCUAAACGCCGUGCAUCAUAUUUUCAAAACACAAUGGUGCUUAGGGAGACAAUAAUGUUAAUAUUACAUUUAGACGUAUUUAAUUAUGGCAAAGGGGGACCAGGAAAAGCCUCGCUGUUCUUACUAAAUUGAAACUUCACUGGAUGACUAGUUUACACAGUAGUUUGGGGUUAAUGGUGUUGGUGAGGAAACAUUCCUUGAGGAUAUUGCGGAAAUCUAAUAGUGAGAAAAGCGUAUCCCACAAUUUUUGUAAUUUACUGUGCGGAAGUAACAUCUAAGUGCUGUUUCAUACAAUUUUAGAUCUGUGCAUCUGCAUUCGAAUGUGAAACCUUUUAUUGUCUAAUUGUUACCAAUAUUUGAAAUUUAUGACUCGAUUGGAAGCAAAUGUUUUUCGUCCCACAUGCAUACAUAAGUAGUCAUCCAAUGCUCCUCCACAACUCAUAUACAGUGUUGUCAUCCAUUUCCAUCUUGCUGAUGAAACCACAGUGGAUUGUCACCUACAUUUGACUAGCUUAAUUGGAGCAUUUCUUGUCUUUAUCAUUGUCAAAUUAUUCAGCAUAGAUCAAAACCAAGUCAAAGAAAGAUCAAGAUUAUAUAGGGCUAUCAUUCAUUGAUCAAAGAACACCUGUAAGGACUAAGGAUUACAUUACACAUUGUAAUUUUAGUCUGUUUUCCUGCUUCCCAUGUGCUUUUUCUGUUCCAUUUUUACUCUUUCUUACCCCUUGAAAUGGACUACUGAGCGCUUUUUGUCUUGCAGAUAUAUGUUAACUGAAGAAGGGAAAGAGGCUGCUUGUGAAUGUCUCUUGAGGUCUGGCCUAAUUUCUCCGGAUGAUGUUUUGGGACCUGUGAAUGUGACAGAAUGUUCUGGUCACGCAUGUGGAACAUCAGAAUUGGGGCUUUCUUCAUCUGUUUCUUUCAAUAAUGUUACGACAUUUCCAUCUAAUGAUACAUGUUGCGACAGAGAACUAUCUAAUAUUCAGAAGGACAUCAGCACCACGGUAUUCAUUUUUUUAUGCUUUCUGUGUAUUUUUUUUCCUCUUUCAUGAAUGGAGACAACAUUCUUAGUAAGGUAACUUUUAUCUGUUUGACCGUGUAUGUAUGCACACACCCAUUUUUGGGGCAUACACAAGGAACCCCCUGAAAUAUAGCCUUAUUUUUUCUUCUCUGAUUGUAAUGGUUUCUUAUUUAAGCAUCAGUAUAUUUCUUGUGUUAAUCUGCUUUCUAUCCAUUGUGCAUCAUUAUUUCUUGUUAUUUCUUCCUCUGCGUGCAACUAAUAUUAAUGGAUUUAUGCCUUGUUGAUGAUUACAUAUCUUGAGAAAGAUUCUUAUUUAAUUUUUUUAAUUCAGGAUGAUAGUAUGGCGGAUUAUUUCCGUUUUAAAAAGAACACUUUUUGAUUUUAAGAAUCAGAGCUCCUUGAACUUGUCUGUGGCUCAGUUAUCAUUGCUGUGGAAUCAACUCCAUAACGAAUAGCAGGUUUCGACUUGCUUUUAGCUAUUUAUAUUAUUCGUCUAAAAAAUAAGUGAAACAGCCUUUUUGUUGUGUGAAAGCCAUAUUCAUUGCCACUAUUGAAAUCUCUCAGUCAUAUGAGUUGGUGAGGAAAAAAUGUGCUUGCCUGUGUGAUAUGGCACUCAAUCUACAACUGCCUCAAAUCAGAAAUCUCUAGCCAAACUCUAAUGUAACUCUAGCAUCUUGAUUAUUGAAACAACUGUUUCACCGUCUUCUGAGUUGUUUACUAGACGCUUGUGUUAAUUCGACUUAUUUUAUAUAUACAGUGAUUGGAAAUAUUUUGUGAACACUAACGGAGCUACUAAGGGCAUUUUAUCCUGCACAUCCUCACAACUUACUCUUAGCUAUUGAAAGUAUAAUGACCGGUAUAAAUUAUUAUGGCUCAAUAAGGGUGUUUGCAUACCUUAAAUACAAAUAUAGCAUUCUCCCAGCAGUAAUAUAAUAAGCUUCUCCUCCUUUUAAUGUGCUGCUUGUGACCAUUUUAUUUCUUGUCAUUCCAUUAGCAAGACCUUGCCAAAUUCUUGCUACAUCUUUAUACAUAUAUAUUUACACAUAUUCUCUGUUACUGAACAACUCUACUGGAGUAACCUUGCGUCGUGUGGUUAUAUUUUAUUUUUCUUUGACUAAAAGGCAUCAUUCUGUCUGUCAAGAAGCCAAGAAAUGAAAAAUUAAUGGACCGAACUCUUCUGACGUAUACAAUUAAGAACGCCAUUGAUUUUGCAUCUACUUAAUAGAUACACAGUUUAAUGACGACAGAGUACUGAUUUAUUGUCUCCUUGGAAUGAUCCGUGACGCAAUGUGUUGUCAGUUUCUUUUGAAAAGUUCUUCAUAGAUCUAUUGAUUGUUUUAGGUCAAUGGGCACUCAAUGAUAGGAGAUUAUCAGGAAAUUAUUAUUCCUUAGAAACAUCCCAUGGGUUCUCAUGUGGCCAUAGGCAAGGUGCUUAUUUAGUUCAUCCACUCUAUAAGUAGCCUAUUGACUUCCUAUUGGAAGAAUAUUUGUUCUCUAAGAAUUCCCUAAAUUUCUAAGAUAAAAAUUUCAUCCACAAUGCUUUUGCAGACUCAGGAAAAUGAUCAUUUUGAUACUUCUGAUUCUUGUUCCACUGAAAAUGAAGAGCAGUCUGUGUCAAUGACUUCAGGUACCGGUUACUUAUCUAUAAAUGCCUAAUAAAUGUAUUUCACAAAAUCUUCAUUAAUGAUCUUUCAUAUCAAAUUUUCUCAUAAAAUGAUUCUUUAAAGAUAUGCCAUAUUGCUUUGUAGCAAAGUAAGCUGCAUUCUGACUGUUCAUUACCUUGUGUAGACUUCGCAUAUCCAGAUGCAUUACAGAGGCCUUUCACCCUGCAGGCUUGCUCCAAGUUUGUAUGUAACUUUGUGAUGUAAAACUAAAUGAGCUGUUUAUGUUGGAUAAUUUUAGAAGCAUUAAACCUUCAGUUAAAAGAGAUGUGUGUACUUAGUCUUUACCAUUGUGUUCUCAGGAUCAUCCUCUCUCUGCAUCAGGCAAGUCUACGGGGAUAGAUUAUAGAGCAAAUGGCUUGGCAAUGCCCCCUUGUACAGGAGGGGAAAUGUUUGAGGAAGUAUAUGAUGUGAUUUUGUUAUUGGAUGACCGGGAGAAUUUUGGGUUAGUACAACAAAAGCUGUAGUUUUGCCUCUUUUUUCAUUUGUGUUUGUGUUUCAGUUGCUUAUGCUUAUAUAUAAGAUUUAACUUGAGUGCUAUUUUUUAAGGUGCCUUGCAUAUGCUUUCUAAUAGUCUUUCUUUACCUGUGAAAAAUUCCUAUGUUCUAAAGUGAUAGUCCUGAGAUUUUUUGGAUUGAGUUUUCCUGUUUGACUCACUGUACUUGCUGUCCCCCGUUAACCAUUGUUAACUUGGGUCGGUAACACUCGCAAUGGGAAAAAAAAAAGAAGAAAAACGCUAGAAUGAGAAUACCUGUUCCCCUGACCAGCAUCUUUGCCCAUUCAAUAAUGCAUAUUGUGACUGCAUGAACCAUAAAAAAUAUUUCUAGAUGGUACUUUGUGGAGGACAGGUAUUCUUCAUCAUUGCCAUGUCACCAAGGACACCCUUGAUCUGAUUUGGAACUCUUGGGAAUUCACUCACUUGCGUGCGUUCUUUGUAGAACACUCUGGGAGAUCCCUUUUAAUACCCCUUCACUUUAGUCAAUGCACCCAUGCGAUAGUGUGACAAUAAAGCCUCUUUCCAACAAUACUUCUUGGGAGUUGGUCUGGUACCCAUAACUAAGAACCUCAGAGAUUGAUAUCUGUGAUUAGGCUACGAGUUUGUGAAGAUUUUGUUUGGAGAUCUCAAAUCACUUUGCGAAUCCCAUUACUAGCUUCACUACCUUCAUACAUCCAUGGUGAAUGCUCAAUACUCUGUUCCCUCUUCAGUAGAGUAUUGAGUUCGGUAGAUUGGGUAAGAUUCAUCUGUACCCGUCUCAGUGACGAGAAAACGGUUUGUCUGAGUUCGAUUCUAUCAACCCAUACAUAAUCUAGUAUUUUUCUUGUUUGAAAGUUAACCUUAUAAAAGAUAAUUUAUUUCUGUGUGGGUUAUUCUUCCUUAUCCAUGGUAAUAUUAUGAGUAAAUUCCUAUAGCACUUUACAUUUUGAACUUUAGGAUAUGAGUAAAUAAGUUGCCAUAUGUGUUGUCCUUAUGUGGCAAUCCACCCUAGUUUAAAUAAGUCUGUAGUCCAGGCCAAAUGUAGGCUAUCACGUGGAUGAUGACUGGUAUUGAUGUCGAAUCUAUUUAAAGAAAACAGCCAUAAUAUUCUGCACUUGGGGUUUUCUAGGUAACUACAUUUAACUUCUCAACCUUAGAUUUCACAGUUAUCAAAUCUUUGGCGGAAUAUAUUGAUUGAUGUGUUUUCUUAUCUUCUAUAGGUCACGAUUUGGUAAAGUUGUGGAUGGUAUACGCUUACAAUUCAAAAUUCAAGUAGAGGUAAGUGUUCAGGAAUUUUUUAAUGCAAAUGUUUUCCCUAAGACGAGUCUAUUCGAGUCCUUUUUUAUCAUUCUCUUUGCCAUUUAACAAUAAGAUGACUUCUUAGGAGUUUUAUCUAUAUGAGGAUUUAGAUUAAUCUUUUAAGAUAACACAUAUCCAUCAUUUGUUGCCUAAUCUUAGAAAAUGGUCUAAAUCUGCCUGAACUACUUUAGGAAAAAUCUUUGUACUUGCAUUGAGGCGUUAAGCAGGAUCUACUAUUCAUCUAACCAUUGUUUGUUUAUUUUUCAACUUUAUGAAAAAUUAUGUUGCAUUGCCAAAUUGAAAAUGUUGACUACCUUUUCUUGUUUUCCUUCAUUGUCACUUCGUUUCCGAAUUAAUGACCCCAAAGCAUCCAAAAGAGGAAACUGCCAAAUAAGACUCCUCAAAAAAUGAAAUUAUGACACCAAACAGAACAUAUUGAACAGUUCUUUCGUUUGUUCCAUAUUUAAGUGGGACAAGAUUGACAAGAUGAGAGUGGAUGAAGAGAAAUGGGAUAGCUGACUUGACUGUAAUUCUCUGCUCCCAAUGUGUGAUCUCAGAACCUCUUUAUAGACUGUAUACAUAAAAGGGAAAGUAAAAUCGUACAAAACGAGGCAACAACGUUACCUAGGUAUACCCUAAAUAAUAAGAUAACUAUGACUAAACAAUUCCUAUUAAAAUAUAAAAUUAAAGCUUUAUCAAUAUUUCAUGCGUCAGGAAUGUAAUGACUGUUGACUUCAAUGUGUUUUGUGUGCUAAUGAUGCGCAAUGUUUUUAGCAAUUCAAAAAGCAUUUCAUUAUUUCAGAAUGUACGAAAGUUGGGGCUGUGGGAGGAAGGUCUGAUACAUUAACAUUUAUAGUCAAAAAUAGAGAGGACGCAUAGGGGAAGAGCAAUCCAUGAUAAGAAGAGGCUUUAAAGUGGUAACUAAUCCCAUGAAUGGUAGCACAAUAUAAAUGACGAAGAUUAUUAAUGAGCAGGCUCUCUACAUUGAUAUCAUGAGAGACAUCACGGUUGGGUAAAAUUGAUAUAAAUGAUGCCUCCAACAUGUUGGAUCAUCUGGAGGAGCGCUAUGCUCAAUUCUUAGUCUAGGAGUAGCAUCUAUGUCUCAGCCUUAAGACUCUUCCCCAAACAAGUAACAUAAAUCAAACUUUUGAGUAUUUUUACUCAUUAGAUAGAUUCUGCAAAUAAUCUAUGCUUCAAAAACCAAAAAAUAACUAAAAAAAUAGAUUCAUAUAUUUGGAUUGACUGUUGAGGAAUGCUCUUUACUUGCUCUAAAACAAUGGAAUCAUUCAUGGUUAUUAUAAUAUUAUGAACAUAUACAAUAAGAAGGGCGAUAUCAUGAUAGGAGUGUUCACCAAAGUUAGAUGAAUCAUGUUAACUCUAUCCAAGUUCAGCAUGUAAAAUUUCGGUCCUCAGUUAAAUGAACGGGCUUCAGAUGCAUGUCACAUUCUAGAAAUAGCUUCAUAAAACAUGUAUACAUUUAAAUGAAAGGGCUUCUGCAACCUUUUUUAUAGAUCUUUUCCUAAGAUUUUUUUUAAACUUAAAUAACAUUGGAGACAAAUCUAACCCUCAGCUUAGGGUAUCACUAAAAAGGUUUGUGUAUUGUUGCUCUCUUUUCUUACUCAUUCUUCUUCUCGAAGAUUUUCUUCAUAAAUUCUGUACCAGGACGAAUGGUUUCCUUUACUACUACUUUGUGUCAUGAGCAUUUGCUGUUUUUUGCAACUAUUUGAUAUUUAUUUAUUUAUAUUAUCAUAUUCUUAUUUUUAUUUAUUAUUAUGUAUUUGAUCUGAUAACUUUAUGACCAUUUUAGAUAUUGAUUUUUGUUUUCAUAUCAUGAAAUUUAAAAAUGAUGAUAAAAUUUGAGUGUUUAUGCUGUUUUUAUUACUUGUAAAUAUUUGAAAAGUUGAAGUCUGCUUGGUCAUGAGAUGAAACCCAGUUGCUUUUUUGUUUUGAGUGUGGAUAUGUAUUUUCUGAUGGGUCGAUUCCCUACUUGGAUGUGUGAUGAAACUCAAUUGGUGGUUUGACAAGUUAGAAACUUGGCUUUGAGAUGAUAACAUGUUGGUCAGCACCUGGUUAAAUAUAGAGUGAAGUCUAUUUCGGCUGUUCAAGCAGAAAUCAUUGAUGGACAUUGAGUGAAACUCAUAGUGGUUUAGUGAGAUAGAGUCCGCUUGGUUAUAAGAGAACAUCUAUCUUUGAUAGGAUUGAUUCAUGUUUUGCGAGGGAUUAAUUAUAGCCCAUUUAGAAUAGCAAGCUAUCAUUUAGUCAUCCCAUUAAAAGAAUAGCAACCUAUCAUUGAAACAGCUCACAGAGGAUGUACUUAUUUAGUUUUGACCAAUCUGACCCUAAAACACACCAAUAGGUGGAUCAGCCCGCUUGCCGGUAAUGAACCUUAGCUGCUUAAAAUAAUCCACUAAGUGGUAGAUUCACCCAUUAAGGUUAUUCUUUACUGUUUAGUCAUAGUUCCUGCUUAUUCCUUUCUUGUAGUCAUUAAACAUAUUGAUACGACAGUUCGUUGGUUUAAAGAAGCCCCCUUCAAGAAGCACAAGCCCAUCGAAACUAAGUGAGUCGUUUCAAUAAUAGGUUGCCAAUGUAAAUGGAUAGAUUCACACACUAAUGUCAUUCUUGACUGUUUUUGCCUUUUUUAGAUCCAAUUCUCGUUAUAUUUCUUCUUCAUUCUCCUCUUCAGGUCAUUCCCCUUACGAUUGUAGUGACAAGGGUGGGUUUUAUUACCUUCCAAUGGCCAGAGUUGUCCCUUUGUCAUUUCUUGUUGUACUAAUGUUUUUGGCCAACUUCCGACCGUUUUAUAUUUUGUCCAACUUCUAGUAUUGCCAGGUGGUGCCAUUUCAACCCUAUCCUCGCUGUAUGGUGGUUUUUCUGUCCUUUGACAACAUUUACUUAGCCCUCUUCACAAAGACGAAAGACUCCUCCAAGGGUGAGAGGCAUAAGAAAGUUUGAAAUGACACCUUUCUCUUUGGUCUCCGGUACUUCACUAUUUUUGAAUUCUUUCUACAGAAAAAUAUCACCCAGGUGCUUGUGAUAUUUGCUACUUACUUUGCAUUAUGUUUAAGCACAUGAAAACUGAGUAAAAUUUAAGUGCCAAUAAAAGAAAAUAGGAUAUUCCUCCCUUUCAAACCUGUCAUAGCAUUAUGGUAAAAGGAGUCAAUUGGGCCUCCCUUUUUUUCAGCGAUGUGGGCUUUCUUACACUUUCUUUCAGGUUCGGCGUUUGCCUAUUGGUGAUGGAAUCUGGAUAGCCAGGCAUAAACAAUUUGGCAGUGAGUAUGUGCUCGAUUUUAUUGUCGAAAGGAAGAGAAUUGAUGAUUUGUGCAGUUCAAUCAGUGACAACCGUUACAAAGAUCAGAAGCUGAGGUUAUUGGUAGUUGUUCUUCCUUGUAGAAUGGAUGAUUUAAUUUUGGCCACUGAUAUGGUUACGCUUAUCUUGAUAUUUGUCCAGUUUUGGAGAUGAGCUCUAUUACACUGUGUAUCAAAGUUCAAUGUUCAGUGCCUGAGUUGCUGUUUUAUGGGCGUGCAUCACUUGCUUGUUAGUUUUUCCCUUGUAAAACUUUUACUGUAUGUGUGCACUUUUGCAAAAUAUUUUCUUGUUACGCUAUAGUAGGAAAUAUUGCGGCUUUCUGGUCUUCUUGGUCCAUGGAGUUCAAGAGCAUUCCAGAAUAUCGUACCUUUACAACUGCAGUGACUUCCACUCGUCCAAGGAAGUUGUUGAUAAUUUAUUUAUGCUAGUAUAAGCAUUGUUUGAACUUUUCAGGCACAAAAAUAGUUGGAAGACUAUAUUAAUGAAUAUGAUAGACUGAAAUACCUGUGUCCAGAUAUAAAAUCGUCCUCGCUACUGGACGCAUAUUGAUGUGGUCGUUUUUUAGGGCGGGAGUCUGACAAAUGAAUAGAUGUAAUGCAGCAAAAAACAAAGACCAGAUUUACUGGAGUAAUUGUCCCACAGUAGUGCGUAAGGUACCAAAAAAGGCAGCCUUUAGGACCAGGGGAUGACAGAUCGUGAUGUCUGUCUGUACAUGACUGAGUAGUAUUAUUUGCAUGUGUACAUCAAAUUGACAAGAAAAAGGGGGUACAAAUACUGCAGCAUGCUGGAAGUGGCAUGAGUUUUCAAAUCGCCAUAUGUCUACUGCUUGUCUCUGGCACAUAUGACCCUUGUUUUUGAUAAGCCAGAAAAUUCUAGUCUUCUGUCAAAGUAUGAAAUAUGAACUAUCAUUUUAUUUUCAAAACAGAUCUUCUAAGUGCGUCUGUUCACCUCAUGCAGCUUUGUAUGGACACUUGGUUAACAUCUUCUUUCAAGUUACAUUUGAUGCGUCAUUUUUCGCUUUUUAGUAGGCAAACUAGUGCCAGAUGUUGCACAAUGUUGUAGCGAAAAGUUUUAUAUAAAUAUUUCACAUGCAAACGGUCUCUGGAGCACUUGUGCUGUCCCCUCAAAUGGCACAUAUGUAUGGGCAGUGCUAAAAAAAUCGAAAAGUAUAAUUUUAUACAUUUCGUAGUAUCCUUCAUUCGUGUGGCAAUGAAUUACGACAGUGACAUCUUGUCUUGCUUUCGGGGAUGUUUUUUGUAUUUUUUUCUAUUGAAGACAUUUUUAUGGUACCAUUGCCUUGAUAGUAAUCAGUUGUGACGUAAAUGGAUUUGAAGCAUCUAUCAGUGGCAAGUGCAUGCUUUCCCUCAAUAUCUUUAGGAAUUUAAACUAAAGGGGUGCUUAUCUGUUAGGUGAAUUUUGAUUGUCUUGUUAACGUUUUUAAUGCAGUUAACAUUUGAAAAAUAGCCUGUGAUAUUAUACACAUGAAUGUGCUUUAACUAAUUGUAAAAGUAAAUUUAUAUCUCAAAUUUAUGUUUUCGUUGCCAAAUAGUUUCUUUUUUACUUUUUUUUUGUAGAAAUGUGGGCUCCAGAAACUGAUAUACCUGAUUGAAGGUGAUCCAAACUCAUCUGAAGCUGCUGAUAGGAUUAAAACUGCGUAAGAUUUCUAUUUUUAAAUACUUAUAAUCUAAUUUCUAUCGUUACACAAAUGUUGUUGUUAGCUGUCCGUCGUCGUCAUCUCAUAAUGCAUUUCCUUAUGACUUCGGUUUUAUCUAAGAUUAUUUAACAUUUCAGUUGUCCGUUUUUAGCUCUAGAUUGCUGUUACCUCAUAAUUUUUAUGUUCUUGAGGAUGCCCACGACUCUUCUCAAAAUAGAAGGGAAAUACUGUGGUUACAAUUCGUAGGUUCCUUACCCAUUUACAUACAGAAAUUAGAGUGGGUGUUACACCAUAAUUGCUAAUAGGGCCAGCCUAUUGGACCCAUAUUCCACAUGAUUCACUCUGAUAACAGGCCUAUUACAUCCGUAUCAUAAUAGACUCUCAGAUAACAUGAAACACAGAAAAGCAUAUGUUAUUCAAGCCAGUUCACUAAUGUAAGUUUGGUAUAAAAUUUGAAAAUGACGAGGCAGCAGCCUCAGAAUAAAGGCUAUUAGAAUCAAAUUGGUACUGUGCUCGUUCCUUAUAACUUUUUAUAAAAGGGCAUGCUGUACAUCUAUACAUCAUUAUGCGUUCUGCUAUCAAGAAUCCUUUGUUGCCUUUGUGCUUCUGGAGAUGAUCAUGGACUGGUGCAACAAUAGCCAUGUCAGAAACUUAUGUCACAACUUAAUGAAUUUACCAAUGUUUACUUCUUAUAGUGUUACAUGUUUCCUAAAUGACUUUAGUAUGUUACCGUUGUAAUUUUUACACUGUAUAUGUGAGCAUAACAUAUAUUUUGAAGGGUAAAAUUUUCUAAAAUUUCAGAAAGUGCUUGGUCUAAUUUUUUUAAAACAUAGAUUUUGAAGGACAAUUUUUGAUUAUUGUCCUGCAUGCUUUAGACUAAUUCUCACUUUCACUGACAACUGGAUUGCAGUACCUGAUUUCUCCCUAGGCUAGACCUCUGGAGGUUAUGUACGUAGUUAGUCUGUCUUUAAUUAUGGAUUAGCUGUAUAUAUCAGAUAUGGAUUAAACCACACUUCUUUUUGUAUUGAAAUUAUGUGGUAGUAUCACUUUUCGUUUUUGACUAUACACUGAGAGUUGUGAUAAGCACUUAAAUGAACUUAAGACCAACUCACAUGCCUAAGUGUCACCAUUUACUAAUGGUAAUCGUGAACAAUCUGAGAAGGCAUGAGAAUGACGUUGGAUUCAUCACUUACUCUAUCUAUGACCCUCACUUUUGCUUACGUGUAUUUGAUUGAGUCAUCUCUUUUACUAUCUGUUUCACCUUGAAUUUGUCCUUAAUGCAAACUCAGAUUUGUACUUCGUAAAAGUGAUGGGCAUAGAGUUAUCCUGUACUAUCACUGUGAUAUGUGGUCACCACGAAAUCCGAAGUAUUGCUAGAUGAGAAGAAACUGAAUAUCAAGAAUUAUUGUGAAUGUUUAUCAUGCUAUUGGACCUUUAAAAUUUUAUGAGAGCCAAUAGUCAAGUUUCUAUAUUUAUCGUGAUGACAAUCUACACUAUCCUCUGGCUCGCUUUUUGUGAUGUAAAGGUGCUAGCUUUUCUUUCAAUUAAUCAUUUGGUGGUCAUUUUGGAUCAUUUUUCACUUCAACAUUAUUGUUUCAGUUUGACGGCAUUGGCCAUUUUAUGUUGGAAUCGUUUCCGUUGUUCAUCAUUUAUUUUGUUUCUUGACAUUUUAUUGUUUUUCAGAGAAUAUGCACUCACCUAAAUAAUUUCUUAUGCAUGACAACAUUGCCAGCCAUUUACUCUAUAGUUGAUGGAAAUGCCAAUCAUUUCAGAAAGCUUGUGUGGUCUCAGGGAUAAAAUCAGGUGUGGUGCUUGAAUAGUGAAACCAGAGCCUGUGGAGAAAAGUAUUCUCUUAUUCAAAAGGGAUACCAAAAAAUUACAUUUCAAAGAGAGUGGGGUCUGUUAUUUAUAGAAGACCCUGGAAGGUUCUAGACAUUGUCACAUGACUCGGAAUAUACUAGACACAUCUCGUCAGCACCCUCCCUUAAGUUGGCGAAUGAAUGUUAUCUAUUCUCAACUUGGGAAUAAUCUUUUGUAGUUGAGUGCCUGAGAUGCUUUUAGUAAGCAUAUCCAGUAGUUGAUUGUGUGUCGAGAUGUAUGACAUACAAAUCAGAUUUGCCUUCAACUUUUCUAUGAUGAAAUGAUGACCAACUUUCACAUGUUUGCUAUGAUCGUGUUGUACCAAAUUUUGUACAAUAUUAAUUGCUGACUUAUUUUCAUAAUAGUGCUUCAUAGGAUUAGUAAGAGAGAUUUUUAGCUCAUCAAGUAAAUUUUUCAUCCAAAGUAACUCGCAUACAUCUUGGGCAAAUGCCCUGAAUUUAGCUUCAGCACUUGAACAAGCAGCCACCUUCUGUUUUUUACUUCUCUGUGUAACAAUGUUGCGUCCAAUAAAUAUGAGAUGUCCAGAAAUUGAUCUUUGAUCAAUCAUUGACCUUGUGUAGUCAACGUUCGUAAACAUUUCAAUUUCUACCUUCCCACUUCAUUUGAAGAGGACUUCUCUACCAGAUGUGUCAUUCAAGUAAUGUAAUACUUGAUAAGCUGCAUGUAGAUAAGAUUCUUUUGGCUGAUGCAUGAAUUGACUUAAUAUACCUACUGCAUAUGAGAUAUCUGGUUGAGUGUGUGUCAUAGAAAGUAAUUGACCAAUGAAACGUUGAUACGUCUGAUGGUCAACAGAAGUUUCUUCCUCUACUAAGCAUAAUUUAUGAUUAGGAUCAAUAGGUGUAUUAGCUAGUCAACACACAGAUUUCACUGUAUCCUUCAACAAAUCUGUUAGGUACUUACAUUGAGAGAUAAAAAUACCUCUAAAAUAGGGAGCCACUUUGAUCUCCAAAAAAUAUUUGAGCUGUCCCAAUGUUUUGAUGUCAAGUUCCCUGGCCAAACUAUGGCUCAGGUUAUGUAUUUCCAUUCCAUCAUUUCCUGUGAUGAUGAUAUCAUCAACAUAAACCAAAUAUAAUCGUAACUUCCCUUGAAGAAAAGUAGUUAAAAAAUAAGGUAUGGUCACUAUUACAUUGGUAACAAUUUAUUUUUUCAUUACCUUUGUAAAUCGUCCAAACCAAACUCGAGGUGACUAUUUGAGUCCAUAGAAAUACCUCUUUAGUUUACAAACAAUAUUUGAUGAACUUCCUCAACAAGACCAUUAUGUGGGAAACCAUUUUUAACAUCAUACUGCUGUAUGUCUUAGUUGAAACUUGUUGCUAAAGAUAACAAAAAUCUGAUUAUAUUCAUUUUUGCCACAUGUGCAAAGGUUUCUUGAUAAUUGAUUCCAUAAACUUGUGUAAUAUCCUUUAGCAACCAGCCUAGCUUUAUAUCUCUCAAUUGAGUCAUCUGAUUUAUUCUUCACAGCAUACAUCCAUUUACAAUCCUCUACCUUCUUGCCCUUUGGUAAUUUCACUAGAUCCUAGGUUUGAUUUUUUCCUUGGGCUCUCAAUUCACCAUCUAGAGCACGUUCCCACUCCGUCGUAGAUAGAGUUUUUGAGGUAUUUUUUGGAAUGGUAGUGCUGUCUAAGGAGACAAGGAAGGACCGAUAGGGUGGAGAGAGUCUUUGGUAGGAUAAAAAAAUUGACUGAUGGGUAUAAAGCUCUCUUUGUGCAUUCUUGCGGGGGCUUUUCUCAAGGCAAUGGGAAGUGCCCUGAUCAUUUGGAAUGUCCUAAUCAUCUGAUGGCAUAGGGAUGGAGUUUUGGAUAUUCUCUAAGGCCGAAUAAGAGGUAUAAAUUUGUGUAGAGACUUAAAGUUCUCCUCUCCUAGUGUAGACUUUGCCAAAUCUUAGAUUUUCGGGAAGUAGAUCUCGAAUAGAAUCAGUUUUUUCAGGGACUGAGUGGGAACAAAAAAUUACCAAAAGAUGAAGGAGCUGAACUAUCUACAUGAUGAUCUAUAUAAUAUAUAAAAUAUAAAGUUUGAGCAUUGGAUGAAGUUUUUAGAAAGUUAGGUUUUGAUUCAUGAAAUGUAAUAUCCAUUAAUGUAAAAAAAUUGAGUAAGAGGAUGGUAACAUUUGUAUCCUGUAUGAUUAUGAGAAUAUCCAAGGAAUAUGCAUUUGAGUGAUCGUGCCUCUAAUUUGCCCUAAGUGUGAUUGUGAUGAUGAACAAAGGAAACACAACCAAAUAUCCAAGCGUCUAAUAUAGUUUUAAUUUGAUUAUUUGAAAAGUGUAUUGCCAAUGAGUUUAAAGGACUCUAGAAGUCAGGUUCAAGUAGGCAAUCGGUUGGUAAGAUAUGUGGUUAUUAAGAUAGCCUCAUCCUAGAAACGUUUUGGCACAGUACUCUGGAAUAAAAUCGAUUGAGUUACUUAUAAAAGAUGUCGAUUUUUCUUCUCAGCUAAGCCAUUUUCUUGUGGAGCAUAUACAUAAGAGGAUUUAUGUAUUAUAUCUUCUGAUUGGAAAUAAGAAUUCAGAUUUGGCCAAAGUAUUCUUUAGCAUUAUCGGAUCUGAAUUUCUUUAUACAGGUGUCAAACUGAUUUUUAAUCAUAGUGGCAUAAAAAUAUUAACUUCUUAUAGAUAUCAAACUUUUGCUUUAGAAGAAACACCCACAUACACCCUAUAUAGUCAUUGAUAAAGGUGACAAGUCACUUAUGUCUUCGAAUAUCAUUAAUGGGACAUGGUCUUCAAAUGUCAUUGUGAAUAAGGAAGAAAGAAGUUCACAAACAUCCUUUCUCCUUGCAGUUGAAAGGAAGCAUGGGUGUGUUUUAAAAAUUCACACAGAUCACAUUUAAGUGUCUCGAAAGACGUUUUGAAACAAAUUAGGUGAAAGAAUUUUUAAAGUGCUAAAAAAGGGAUGGCCUAUUUUUCGGUGGAGUAAUUGUAUUUUUAGGAAGUUCUUUUGAGGCUCUAAGUUUUGAUUUGCUUUCAUCAGAAAUGUUUGGCUAAGUCCUUCUAGGAAAUACAGUUCUCCAUGUUCUCUAGCAACUAUAAUCUUCCAGCAUUGUAUCUUGUCAAGUAUCACACAAAUAUCCUCAUCAAAAAAUACGCAGUAAGGCAAAUUAUUCACAAGUUUUUUUUACAUAUAUGAGAUUGGUAAAUAAUUUUGAGACAUGUGGUACGUCAGUAAGGAUUCCAAAGAGCUCAAGUUUGAGGUAUCCUAUAUCAACAACUAUUAGAGGGGAAGCAUCAACAGUUGUGGAAGAAGGAUCUCUCACAGAGGAGGAAAAAAGAUAUCCUACAUUCAACAUCGCAAGAACACAGCCGGAAUCGUUAGGUCUGGUAUUCUGUCCACAAUAUUCAACUGAAAUUCAUGAAGCUAAGCCAUGACUCGCUUGUUUAGACAUUGGUGGGGUCCAUUCAAGGCACAUAAUGGGCUUAGCCAAUUAGCCAAGUUCUAGCCAAGUAAACCUGGCUAGCGCAGAUAAGAAAGUGCAGAUAUAAUGUUGAGGUUCACAUAUUAUGAAUAGGGAAGGCCGGGCCUCAAUGUGUGGUUCCCUGAAGGGUUUACUUGGGUCCCUAGAGUCAUGAUUUACUUGAUUAAUGUAAUUGAUAGAACAUUUAGUCAUCAUAUUUUAAUGCUGAUGAUUCGAGUUUAGUCCGUGUAAUUCAAUAGAAAAUUGCUAUUUUGAUUACAAUAGUUAGACUUCUAAUGGAGAGUUUGUUUGGGAGCAAAGGUCCUGGUUUCAACCCCAAUCAGAAUUGGCGGUGUGCUUUAACCCAGCCCUAGUCUUCUUGUAACCAUUCAAUUUUCCACUUGCCCUAUGUGAGUUCUUGCUUUGCUCAGUUUUUGUAAUUUAGGCCCUGUACAUAUUCACCAAUCCUUUUUCUUGUUCUUAUUUUGAAGUAUCAGCGAUUUGCAAAUGAUUUGGGAGUAGAAAGUUGUGUGGGAUGGAAAAUGCAGUAUAUGCUGAUUUCUGGUUAGAUUUUCUCUAGUGCAAAACUGCUGUUGAUGUGUGCUUCCCAGCAAACCUGAGUUUGUCCCACCAUUACGUGCCUACAUCUGUUUGGCCUUUCCAUUGGCUGCCAAUGGGGUUCAAUGAUGGUUUUUUAGGCUGCCUGUAAAAUUGAGAUUCUCUUAGGUACACAUAUUGAAAAGUUAAAAAAUUUUGUCUCUCUUAUUGCAGUUGUUUCACAACCGAAAUUCUCGAAGGUUUUGAUGUACAAAGGACCUCCGGCAUCACAGACACUAUAAAAAAAUAUGGUUAUCUUACACAGUCAAUAAAUCAUUGUUACAAGGAGCAAUUUUCCAUUAUUCAAAAUGAUAGUGUGAAGCUGUGCCCCACCUUCAAAGCAUUCGUUAAGAAGUGCCAAGAUCUUGAGAAACUGUGUGUCACGGAUGUCUUUGCCCUCCAGCUCAUGCAGGUCAGCAGAUUAGUGUAAAUCACCAGAAAUCUACUCUAUUUUUUCUCAAUUCCCAUUUUUCCUAAACCCUGGUGCAGAGCUUCAUUUCAAUGAAUGAAUACUUGUCUCCUUGGGUUUCUGGAGUUUUAUUACUUGGUGAAAAUCAUUUCUGUGAAUGUAUUGAGAAAAGAUUGAAACUGUUAGCAUAUAAUAUCUCCAUUGGUCUCAUGCAUGAGACUUUGUGUGAAUUUGGCUGAUUCUACAGGUCCCACAAGUUACAGAGGAGAUUGCUCUGGCUGUUGUAAAAAUGUAUCCGACGCUUUACUCUCUGGCUCAUGCUUAUUCUGCUCUUGUAAGUAACCUGCCUUGAUGGUGUUGAUGACCUUCUGGUUUAUGGUUAAAUACUUCAAGACACUUAAUUUCCCAUCUGUUUUUCCCAUGAUUCCAAUUAAUUAUUUGAAUUGUAGGCUAAGUGAGAUGUAAAAUUUAUUGAAUUCUGACUACGCCAAUUAGUUUGAAUUAGUCUCAUUAGGAUUAUGAGAGCCUUUUGGAUGGCGCCUGUUGAAACUCAAAUGUUUCUGGUUUUGAAGGGGUGUAAUGUUCGAGCCCAAGAGGAGAUGCUGAAGACCAAGGGAAAUCUGAUCAGCACAGCUGCCAGCAGAAACAUAUUUAAAUUCGUUUGGGGUGGUUGA